AACCACGCCUCUGUUCAAGGAGCGUACUAGCCACAGGGAUUGUUGUUAGCGGGUUUGCUAGCAGGGGCAGUUCUUCUUUGACAUUUCAAUUGGAAUAUGCACCUUCAAUCUUGAUACGGUUUAACUGGCGAUUUUUUGUCAUUUGACUGAGAAAAUCCAAAUUUGGUUCGACAAGUUGUUAUUGGUCUCAGUCAGUUGAGCUCUUUUGAGUAUGAAUAUACAAUGAAGCGGCGUGUGGAGGAUCAGGAACCAGUAUUUGCGUCCCAGCAGCAGCGUCGCCCCCCAGUCCCAGGUACUGCGGAGGGCUUCCAGCACCGCGUCCUAGCCCCAGCCGUGUACGAGGCCGUCACCGACAACAUGCAGCCUUCCCCCGGCAUCCAAUACUCCAUCCCCCAGGGUUACCAGGUUCCCACAAUGCCCCAGAACUCCAGUGGCCAUGGACAUGCCUCUAGUCCCGCUGCACUUGUCGGGCCCCACCCCCACAGUCCAGCUGUCCAAUCACAGGGGGCUGCGGUGGUCCAGAGCCAUGCCCAUCCUUUGGCCCCUAUGGCCCCCUCACAGGGUGCCCAGUUCCAGCGACUCAAGGUUGAAGAUGCUCUGUCCUACUUGGACCAAGUGAAACUGCAGUUUGGGAAUCAGCCUCAAGUCUACAACGACUUCCUUGACAUCAUGAAAGAGUUCAAGUCACAGAGCAUCGACACUCCAGGUGUGAUCAGCCGUGUCUCCCAGCUCUUCAAGGGCCACCCAGACCUCAUCAUGGGAUUCAACACCUUCCUGCCGCCGGGCUACAAGAUCGAGGUCCAGACCAACGAGCAGGUCAACGUGACCACGCCAGGACAGAUCCACUACAUCACCCCGCACGGCAUCUCUGUCCAGAACCUCCCCGUUACGGGGCCACCCAGCCAGCCGGUGCCCCAUCAUCACCAGGCCCUGCAGCUGCCCAGUGGACCCCCCACCAGCACCGCCACAGCCAGCACCGCUCUACCCACCCAGCCUACACCGGCCAAGACCAGCAAGCCGAUGCAGUCUCCUGCCCUGACCCCGACUAGCCAACCCAACCCAUCAAUCCCAUCCUAUGCCUCCCCACGGUCCCCCUCGGUCCAGUCCCACGCCCCGGUGAGCAGCACCCCUUCCAGCGGGCCUCCCCUGCAAAACAACCAGCCAGUGGAGUUCAACCACGCCAUCAACUACGUCAACAAGAUCAAGAACCGCUUCCAGGGGCAGCCCGACAUCUACAAAGCCUUCUUGGAGAUCCUGCACACUUACCAGAAGGAGCAGCGAAACGCGAAGGAGGCGGGGGGGAACUACACUCCGGCAUUAACAGAGCAGGAGGUGUACGCUCAGGUGGCACGGCUCUUCAAGAACCAGGAGGACCUGCUCUCGGAGUUCGGACAGUUCUUACCGGAUGCCAACAGUUCAGUGAGUUGUCCCCCUUUUCUCCAGCUGCUGAGCAAGACCACGGCCGACCGGGCGGAGUCGGUGCGCAACGACCACGGCACCACGGUCAAGAGGCAGCGGCUCAACCAGAACGGCUGUCCAAUCCGGAGGCAUUCUGGAGCGGGCGCAACGCCUCCCGUCAAGAAGAAACCCAAGAUGUUGGGGAAAGACCAUGCCAUGGCUGAGGCCAGCAAACACAGCAUCGGCACAGAAUCUCUCUUCUUUGAAAAGGUGAGGAAAGCCCUCCGGAGCUCUGAGGCCUAUGACAACUUCCUGCGUUGUCUGCUCAUCUUUAACCAGGAAGUGAUUUCUCGUGCAGAGCUUGUGCAGCUAGUGCUGCCAUUCCUGGGAAAAUUCCCAGAGCUGUUCUCCUGGUUCAAAAACUUCCUGGGCUACAGAGAGUCCAGCCACAUCGAGAGCUUUCCCAAGGAGAGGACCACAGAAGGCAUGGCCAUGGAGAUUGACUACGCUUCCUGUAAGAGGUUGGGCUCCAGCUACAGGGCGCUACCCAAGAGCUACACACAGCCCAAGUGUACAGGGAGGACCCCACUGUGUAAAGAGGUCCUGAAUGACACGUGGGUGUCGUUCCCUUCGUGGUCAGAGGAUUCCACCUUUGUCAGCUCCAAGAAGACCCAGUAUGAGGAGCAUAUUUACAGAUGUGAGGACGAGCGCUUCGAGCUGGACGUGGUGCUGGAGACCAACCUGGCCACCAUAAGAGCUCUGGAGGCCGUACAGAGGAGGCUGUCGCGCAUGACGGCCGAGGAACAGGUCAAGUUCCGGCUGGACAACACCAUGGGCGGCUGCUCCGAGGUCAUCCACCGCAAGGCCAUCCAGAGGAUAUACGGCGACAAGGCCGCCGACAUCAUCGACGGGCUCAAGAGGAACCCGGCUGUGUCCGUCCCUAUAGUACUCAAGAGGUUAAAGAUGAAAGAAGAAGAAUGGAGGGAAGCCCAGAGAGGAUUCAACAAGAUCUGGAGGGAGCAGAAUGAGAAGUAUUACCUCAAGUCCCUGGACCACCAAGGCAUCAACUUCAAGCAGAAUGACACCAAGGUGUUCCGCUCAAAGACCUUGCUCAAUGAGAUUGAGACCAUCUACGAUGAGCGACAGGAACAGGCUUCCGAGGACACGGCCCCCAUGCCUGGCGGGCCCCACAUGACCCUGACCUACCAGGACAGCCAGAUCCUGGAGGACGCUGCCGCGCUCAUCAUCCACCACGUCAAGAGGCAGGUCGGCAUCCAGAAGGAGGACAAGUACAAGAUCAAACAGGUCAUCCACCACUUUAUCCCAGACAUGCUGUUCGCCCGGCGCGGGGAGCUGUCGGAUGUAGAGGAAGAGGAAGACGAGGAGGAGGAAGAGGAAGAAGACGAAACCGGGCCAGAUGAAGACGGGUCAAAGAAGCACAACGGGUUGGCUGGCAGUGGUGGCUCCGCUAAGUCUAAGCUGCUAUUCGGCAACACGGGGGCACAGAAACUGCGUGGCCUAGACGACGUCUACAACCUCUACUACGUCAACAACAACUGGUACAUCUUCCAGCGCCUGCAUCAGAUCCUCUGUUUGCGGUUGUUGCGCAUCUACGGGCAGGCAGAGAGGCAGAUCGAGGAGGACUGCAGGGAACGGGAGUGGGAGAGGGAGGUGCUGGGUGUCAAACGGGAUAAGAGUGAGAAUCCUGCCGUCCAGCUGAGACUAAAGGAGCCCAUGGACAUUGAAGUGGAGGACUACUACUCUGCCUUCCUGGAGAUGGUGCGGAACCUCCUGGACGGUAACAUGGAGCCCACCCAGUACGAGGACUCCCUCAGGGAGAUGUUCACCAUCCACGCCUACACUGCCUUCACCAUGGACAAGCUCAUCCAGAGCAUUGUCAGACAGCUCCAGCACAUUGUGAGUGAUGAGCUCUGCGUGCGCGUGACAGACCUUUACCUGAGCCAGAGCACCAACAAGGCCACCGGCGGCGCCCUGUCCACCCAGGCCUCCAGAGCGACCGCCGAGGGGGCAUACCAGCGCAAGGCGGAGCAGCUCAUGUCCGACGAGAACUGCUUCAAGCUGAUGUUUGUGAAGAGCCAAGGCAGCGUGACCCUGACCCUGGAGCUGCUUGACACGGAGGAGGAGAACUCUGACGAACCCGCUGAGACAGAGCGGUGGUGCGACUACGUGGGACGCUACCUGAACUCGGACUCAGCGUCUCCAGAGCUGCGCGAGCACCUGGCCCAAAAGCCUGUGUUCCUCCCCAGGAACCUUCGGCGGAUCCGGAAGUGCCAGAGAGGGUGGGAGCAGCUGCAGCAGGCGAAGGCGGCUACGGGGACGUUGGAGAAGUCCCACAGUGCUGAGGACCUGAAGAUGGAGUGCAUGUUCAAACUCAACUCAUACAAGAUGGUGUACGUCUUCAAGUCGGAGGACUACAUGUACAGGCGCACUGCGUUGACCCGGGCUCAUCAGUCCCACCAGAGAGUCCACACUCGCCUGCACCGCCGCUUCCAAGGCUUGGUGGACACCUGGGCCAAGGAACACGUGACCAGCGACAUGGCCACCGACACCCGCAAGUGGCUGAUGGGAGAGCGUCGCGAGGGUCUGUUGCCGUGCACCACCACCCGGGAUCCCCAGGUCCUCUAUUACCUGAAAAUCAACAGAUACCAUGUGACGUAUCAUGGCAGCUCCUCAGGGGCACCUUAGCUCAACCCGGGUGACGAGAUUUACAUUUACAUUUAAGUCAUUUAGCAGACGCUCUUAUCCAGAGCGACUUGAGAUGACAGGAGUGUAUUACUUGUCGUCAUUUUAAUACAUCAGUUUGGCAGCAAAUUGCUGGAUUCUGGAAACUGAUGGAUUACUUUAUAUUUGUUUUUAUAAGGACUUUUUAAAUGGACCCUCCCUAUCUUUGCAGCACAAAAAAAAAGCCAAAUUUCCUAUGUGGCCACCAACCAGUUGUCCAUCAGCCCCCUGAACCCCCACCCACCCCUACCAGCCUGUCUUAUGCCCCCUUUGAAUACAGCAGAAGACGUGCUGCGACCGAAUACUCUGAGUGCAAGAAAGGAAGCCGUUGUCGUGAAACAGCUAUUGAUCCUCGGCUGGACUGAUCCUCAGACUGAUGGAUACUGUUGAGAGCCAUGCAGAAAGAGCCAUACAGAAUGCUUGGCCUUCUCCCCCCCUGUUUUGAAGCAAUAUACACCCAUUGAAGUGGUUGAGGAGCACCACACCAUCUGGUGUACAGGUCUCUAGUUUAACUGCUAAGGGGAACCACACAAGUCUCUCACAACCACUGUGAGUAGGAAGACUAGCAUACAGGCAUGGACUAUGAACAUGUAUUUUAUCCAGACCACAAGAUGGCUUUUGGAUUUUGUAUAAUUGUAAAGCCUGUGAAUGUUUUUUUCAGUGGUACAGGUAUGUGUACUAUGUGUCCACAACAUCUCUGGCAGCCGUGGUGUAGUUAUUGGGCAGAUUUCUGCGAAAAUACCAGGUUUUCCCCCAGUCAGUCAAGUAUAGUAACAUCAGACUACCCACAUACUGCUGAUUUUGUAAAUAGCUUGUUGAUAGUCGUCAUUUUUGUCCGAGAUGUGCAUUGAUGUGUACCCUAACAGACUUAGUUUAGACCUCGGGUCAAAAGUUGCUGAAGAGAAAUAGCCUAUAUUGAAAAUGCUCAAAUUUUAACAACUGUUUUUACCAAAGGAACUUUAUUAGAGCCUUUUUCCUUUGUGUUCUGUUUCUUUCGUGUUAUGUCAUGUAAGCCUUCAUUUAGCAAAGUAUAACGUUUUCAUUGUCUUGAAAUGGAUCAUUUUAUACAAAAUGUUUCAAGACCUUAUUUGUCUAUCUGGUUUUUCACUCAAGUCAUUGGCACCAGUUCCCAUUCGGAAUUUCUGAACAAUGAAUGUAGCCUAGAAACGAUUUACGUUUUCCCUGUACAUAAUGUAAACGGUUUGUACCCCCUAAACCAAUUCUCCAGUAAUAUAUCCAUCAGAAUGUCUGGAUCAGGCAUCAAAUAUGGAACCGCUGAUUCCAUAAAUCCACGUCGUCUUAUUGUGGUCGGGAUGAUAGUUGCCAUUGGUAACAGGCAGGUUGUUGCGUGUUAAGAUUCCCACUUGGAUCACAGGUUCCUCCUCCGGGGCCACAGUAGAGGGAUCAGUCAUGCCACCACCUCCACAGGACCAAUCAGCCACAUGCAGCAUCCCCAUCUCUACUUUCUGGUAAAUGUCACUUUAAACAUGAUUCAGAGACGUAAGCCUCAGAGACGUAAGCCUCAGAGACGUAAGACUCAGAGACGUAAGACUCUUAGACGUAAGACUCUUAGACGUAAGACUCAGAGACGUAAGCCUCAGAGACGUAAGACCUCAGAGACGUAAGCCUCAGAGACGUAAGCCUCAGAGACGUAAGACUCAGAGACGUAAGACUCAGAGACGUAAGACUCUUAGACGUAAGACUCUUAGACGUAAGACUCUUAGACGUAAGACUCAGAGACGUAAGACUCAGAGACGUAAGAAUCAGAGACGUAAGCCUCAGAGACGUAAGCCUCAGAGACGUAAGCCUCAGAGACGUAAGCCUCAGAGACGUAAGACUCAGAGACGUAAGACUCUUAGACGUAAGACUCUUAGACGUAAGACUCUUAGACGUAAGACUCUGAGACGUAAGACUCUGAGACGUAAGCCUCAGAGACGUAAGACUCUGAGACGUAAGACUCUGAGACGUAAGACUCUGAGACGUAAGACUCUGAGACGUAAGACUCUGAGACGUAAGACUCUGAGACGUAAGACUCUGAGGCGUAAGACUCUGAGGCGUAAGACUCCCGAGUCUGUUUCUGAAGCACAAUCAUGUUCCAUUAAAAUCAAUCCAGAUGAGAUGUGGUUCUGCCUACUUUACAAGGUAUUGAUAAUGUCUCAAUAUAAAGAGAACAGUGGUAAUGCCCCCCCCCCCAAUGAUAAACAGCACUGUUUUAUACUGUCAUGUUGUACACGUUCGGAAGGUGCAGGUGUAGACACACACACACACACAUAUAUACAAUGAUUUGUGAAAUUGUAUUCUGAUCGCCAAAUCUGGUCCAUGUCCAUAAUAAGAUCCACAUUGACAAAUCUGGUCCAUGUCCAUAAUAAGAUCCACAUUGACAAAUCUGGUCCAUGUCCAUAAUAAGAUCCACAUUGACAACCAUAUGAGUAUAUGUAAAUGUAUACCAUUCAACCGCUACAAUUGAAUCAUCAACAACCAAGCAACAAGCACACUGCAUUUGACAUGCGAUUCCUUUUUCUUGUAAGAAGUCCUGUCCCCAGAAAGGUUGCGCCUGUAGUGUUUUGGGUUGGUGGUAAUACUUCCAUUUUCCCAGUGUUUCAUCAUCGAAUGAAUUAAGUUUCAUUUUGUCUAACCACAUGUCACACCACUCGGUACCUCUUCACGUCUGACCAGAACCUUCUCAUCUGGCUCUGUUUCUGUCCAGCAUAGCCUGUAAAUUCUGGAUGUUAAUUCUGAUCUCACAUGAGAACCUGGGCAUUCCGAUUUACAUGAACAAAUGUAAACAAAAACACUUUGGCUACGGACAUCAACCAGAUCCUCAGAUCCACUUGACUGAAGUCUUGCUCCUACAUUACCGAUGGAACGAUCUCAUGGAAUAGAUCCAAGCCACUACACCAAGGAAUUACUUUGGGGAGAGUUGUGUGUGUGUGUGAAGUUGAACUGCCACCAAUUGAUCUGGAAGGAGGACAUUUUAACAACCCAAAUAGGACCAGUUUCCCCAUCAACGUUUGGCCCCACAAGGCGACUCUGUCAGUGCUGUAACCAGCUAAAGACAAUCUCUGUUUCUAUCUUUAGACUGAUUUUCAUUUUUAUAUUUACUGUGUUGAACAUGGAGGACGACCGGGCAGCUGAAUUGUAUAUACAAACUACAAAGACUACAUUUGUAGCCCAUUUUCUGUGUCCCUUUGUCACCUCUUCUUUGACUUCUAUGAUGUUGUGUAGUAUGGUGUUUGGCAUUAAACUCUGAUUUGAAUAGACUGAA
Oncorhynchus gorbuscha (pink salmon) is the source of this 7405-nucleotide messenger RNA. RefSeq names its product paired amphipathic helix protein Sin3a-like. Lineage: Eukaryota; Metazoa; Chordata; Actinopteri; Salmoniformes; Salmonidae. The record is from RefSeq and is a predicted model, not a curated record. The transcript is spliced from 21 exons. Gene Ontology annotation, biological process: negative regulation of transcription by RNA polymerase II. Bases 223 to 4104 code for a protein of 1293 amino acids. Gene Ontology annotation, molecular function: transcription corepressor activity. Gene Ontology annotation, cellular component: chromatin.